This is a messenger RNA of Pangasianodon hypophthalmus (striped catfish), 962 nucleotides long. RefSeq names its product dual specificity phosphatase 22b (gene dusp22b). The transcript has 7 exons. Bases 190 to 750 code for a protein of 186 amino acids. NCBI's taxonomy places the organism in Eukaryota, Metazoa, Chordata, Actinopteri, Siluriformes, Pangasiidae. Gene Ontology annotation, biological process: protein dephosphorylation; transforming growth factor beta receptor signaling pathway; positive regulation of JNK cascade. The record is from RefSeq and is a predicted model, not a curated record. Gene Ontology annotation, cellular component: cytosol. Gene Ontology annotation, molecular function: protein tyrosine/serine/threonine phosphatase activity.
CUGCACUUCCCAGCAGUCACUGCGCCCCUCAGCAUUCUCGACACCCUUCACCAGCAGCGCAGUUUAACUCAAGUCAAAUGUAGUUUAAUCCGAGUCGGCUAUUUCCUUAGUGUGUGUGUGUUUGUGUGUGUGUGUGUGUGCUGAUAAACCCGGAGUCGGAGAGUCGCAUGAUACUGUCAGGAUACUGACAUGGGGAACGGAAUCAAUAAGGUGCUGCCUGAUCUGUAUUUGGGCAGCUUUAAAGAUGCCAGGGACAGAGAGCAGCUGGCGAGAAACAACAUCACACACAUCCUGUCCAUUCAUGACACAGCGGCACCCGUCUUACAAGAGAUGACCUAUCUCUGCAUCCUGGCUGCCGAUCUUCCCACACAGGACCUGAAGAAGCAUUUCAAACAGAGCAUCAUGUUUAUGCAUGAGUGCAGGCUGAAAGGAGAAGGAUGUCUGGUCCACUGUCUGGCAGGUGUGUCGCGCAGCGUUACGCUGGUCGUGGCUUACAUCAUGACAGUGACGGGUCUGGGCUGGCAGGAGGCGCUGGCAGCGGUCAGGGUGGCACGGCCAUGCGCCACGCCCAACCCCGGCUUCCAGAAACAGCUGCAGGAGUUUCAGAGCACACAGGCGGAAGAGUUUCGGGAUUGGCUGAGGAGGGAGUAUAAAGAUUGUCCCUUUAAUGAUGAGGAACACAUACGCAACCUGCUGGCUCAGGCCUCCAGCAACAGCGCAGGACCCGAGCGCAAAACCAUGAACACGUGAAGAUAGAGUGGAGCUGAGAUUCCCGCUCGGAGCAUUCCACCUUCUUCACGGUGAUCACUGUGCUGCUUAAGAGAGGGUCAAUCUGCAUCUUCGUGCUACUUCACGACUGCUUCUUUCACAUCCUGGGCUACAACUGUUCCUUAACUUAUUGCCUCUUUUGUACAGAAACGAUGCUGAUGUUUUUACUGGAAUAAAUAUGAUUCAUGUUGGAA